CAACGCACACACCACGAUGGUCCGCUUCAAGUAUCGCAACCUGCUAGUCGAGUUUCUCGACCCGGGGGCAGUGGCGCCGUUCCCGCCGGCCCCGCCGACGCUGGACCUAGACGAGGAGGACGCGAUGAACGGGGACAUUGCCGCGGACGGCGAUGGCGGCGCGCCAGACGACCCAGAGGACGAGCUCCUCCCUACACCCGCCGUGCCAUUCGUCCUCCCCCUGCCAGAGGCCGCGGCGAAACCCCUGCUCGGGGACGACGCGUCCUCGGCCAUCUUUCGCGCGAUCAAGGGGAGCGUGCAGGCUGUGUUCGGGGACGAGGGCUGGGGCCGGGUUGCGUCUUCGUUGAGAGUGAUCUACUCGUCGCCCUACACCACGCUCACGAUCGUGCGCGUCGCGCGCCCGCACUACCGCCUGCUCUGGUCCGCUAUCACCAUGCUCACUGCCGUCGGGAGCACGCCCGUCCUCCCCCGCGUCGUGGCCGUCAGCGGCACCGUCAAGAAGCUCCAGAGCGUCGCGAUCACGCACCACCGCCGCGUGGUCGCUGCUGCUGUUGCUGCUUUGCUGGCGCAGGGAGAGAAGGGACAGGGCGAGCGCGAGCGUCUCCAGACUAAGUGGGACCACGAGCGCCAGGCCAUCGCACGCCUCGAGGAUUAGCAUCACCGUUUCGCACACACCGAUUCGUCAUCACACUACUUGUAUGCAUAGUAAACAGGGUACAUUACAACAACCUCUAGAUGGCGCGGAAGCACGCCUCUAUUCUCCGGAGUCGCUCUACACGGGCGUCGCUUGAUGUUGCGAGCUUGUCCUCCACCAGGAGCUGGACGCCGCGUCGGGCGCGAACAAGCUUG
Molecule: messenger RNA, 849 nt
Organism: Vanrija pseudolonga
Lineage: Eukaryota; Fungi; Basidiomycota; Tremellomycetes; Trichosporonales; Trichosporonaceae
Gene: SPCC830.09c
Product: Ribonuclease P/MRP protein subunit POP5
Exons: 3
Coding region: 17-655 (212 amino acids)
Biological process (GO): tRNA 5'-leader removal
Cellular component (GO): nucleolus; multimeric ribonuclease P complex; ribonuclease MRP complex
Molecular function (GO): ribonuclease P RNA binding; ribonuclease P activity
Source: RefSeq, a predicted model, not a curated record